CCGGCGGAUCUCGGUGGCGCUCGUCGCGGCGGUGCGCUUCGCUCUGCACGCCGGCUCCGCGCCCGAGGAGCUGCUGAGCUCCCCGCGGACUCAGGCAGCGGCCGGUCGACGCGGACCUGAGUCCCUCCAGUUGCUUCCACUUGCUGAUUUCUGAGGCAAACAAGCAGAAGGAUGAGUGAGCUGGAGCAGUUGAGGCAGGAAGCCGAACAGCUACGGAAUCAGAUCCAGGAUGCUAGGAAAGCAUGUAAUGAUGCAACGCUUAUUCAGAUCACAUCAAAUAUGGAUUCUGUGGGCCGAAUACAAAUGCGAACGAGACGUACGUUGAGGGGUCAUCUAGCUAAGAUCUAUGCUAUGCACUGGGGAUAUGAUUCAAGGCUACUAGUCAGUGCUUCCCAAGAUGGAAAAUUAAUUAUUUGGGAUAGCUAUACAACAAAUAAGAUGCAUGCUAUUCCUUUGAGAUCUUCCUGGGUGAUGACCUGUGCCUAUGCUCCGUCCGGUAAUUACGUCGCAUGUGGAGGGCUGGACAACAUCUGCUCUAUAUAUAACUUAAAAACCAGAGAGGGAAACGUGAGAGUGAGCCGGGAGUUACCGGGUCACACAGGCUACUUGUCCUGCUGCCGAUUUUUAGACGACAGCCAGAUCGUUACAAGUUCAGGAGACACAACUUGUGCUUUAUGGGACAUCGAAACUGCCCAGCAGACCACCACUUUCACUGGGCAUUCUGGAGAUGUGAUGAGUCUUUCCCUGAGUCCUGACAUGAGGACUUUUGUUUCUGGUGCUUGUGAUGCUUCUUCCAAAUUGUGGGAUAUUCGAGAUGGAAUGUGCAGACAGUCUUUUACUGGACAUGUGUCAGAUAUCAAUGCUGUCAGUUUUUUCCCAAAUGGAUAUGCCUUUGCCACUGGCUCUGAUGAUGCCACGUGCCGGCUCUUUGACCUCCGUGCAGACCAGGAGCUACUGCUGUAUUCUCACGACAAUAUCAUCUGUGGGAUCACUUCCGUAGCCUUCUCAAAAAGCGGGCGCCUCCUGUUAGCUGGUUACGAUGACUUCAACUGUAACGUGUGGGACACGCUAAAAGGAGAUCGUGCAGGUGUUCUUGCUGGUCAUGAUAACCGUGUCAGCUGUUUAGGUGUAACAGAUGAUGGCAUGGCUGUGGCAACAGGCUCUUGGGACAGUUUUCUUAGAAUCUGGAAUUAAUAGUGCAUACAUGUUUGCUGUUCUCCGUUGCUAUCUGGAGAAAUCAGUGCUACAGCCUAUCGCUGUGAGAAGAAAAUUCUACCUUAUAUUUGCAGGUGAAGAUUUUUCUAUUGAGAUUGUUAUAUACAAAAAGAUUUCAGUAAACUAUAAAACAAAAGGGGGAGGCAAGGGUGCUUGCUGAGAUUGAAAGGACCAGUGCAUUAAUUUGAGGAAUUAAGCUAAUCUUGAUGAAUUUUUGCUUGUACUCGAAAUUCUUUAUUUUGUGUAGGACAGAAUGUUCACAUUAGAGCAGUUUAUUAUGUUUGAUUGUGUUUUUUAAGACUUAAAUUUUUAACUUUCUAUACAUAAGAAACAUCACAUUUUUGAGUUUUGUAAUGAAGUAGGCAUUGUAAGAGAUGGAAGUGAUCCCAUAUGUAUGUGUACUUACGUUUGAAGAAAGUCUCCUUGAUUUCUGACCUUUUAGCUCCUUGUUGCUUAAUGUUUAAGAAUGCUAGCAGGCCUAGAUAUCUGAGGGCAGUCCCUGUUGAAUAUCGUUAGUUUCUGGUGUAUCCUUCUGCCAUCCUGUGAAUUUAAGUAAGUGCUCACUUUCAGUCCCUGGCCUUCCCUGAAGGCCAGGGAAUCAAGGUAUCAUUCUGAAAUUUUAGACAUACAUAAGAAAUUCUUACAUAGCAGUGAUUGCAUAAAAAACAAAUUUUAAACGUUUAAAAAAUCUGGUUAUGAUCUAAUGACACUUUGAGUAGCUCUCUAAAGAGCAGGGCUUUCCUAGUGAUUUUAUAUUCUGAAACAGAGUUUGUAGGUUACCCUCAUUAUUUCAGAUUAACAUUUGGGUUGUCCUUGCAUCUGAAGAAUUUUGUCCAGUAUUCUCCAUUGAUAGACCUGUAGAUGGGAAAUACAAUGUGAUGGCAUUACGUUGUUGAAAGAAGUGUUAAAAUCUAACCAUCACUAGACUUGAUUAGUUACAGUUGUGUAGCAAGGUGGCUUUAUGAGUUUGUGUUCAGUUUAUAUCAAUUCAGAUUUCAUAUUAUCGUGACUUAAAUUUGAAAAAGGAAACAUUCAGACUUUUCGCUCUUCUGUGAUUUUUCUUUUGGCACAAAAAAAUGGUUUCUAAGUGAUUUUGCCAAAAGGAAUACUUAGAUCCAUGUGACUCCACUUUAAAGCCAAAAGAAAAAUUCCAGGAGUCCUUAAAGGAGUCAGAGGAACAUUGCUUAGUAUUUUCCUAAGCAAUUCCUACUUGUCAAUGAUAUAAUGUGUCUAUUACUAGAAUGCUCCCCUGAAUUUAAACAAAGAUACUUUCCCCCUAUAACUAAAGCUAAACCAUUGAUAAUACAAGAUUAUUAGUCUUGAUUGAUGAAGUCAUGGAUUAUUCUUAAUACAGAAGUGCAUUACUUUUGUAAUUUACUAAACCAUGUCUGUUUCAACUUAGGUUUCAACUUUUGAUCACACGUAACCCUAAUCUAAAUGCUCCCCAAAUUUUACUUGUGAAUUUUCAUUUUUAUAUUGUGAAUAUGCUAGUAAGUGCAUCAACUAUAAUGAAGUCUGUUAUCAGUUUUAAGAUCAGCUGAUGAUGGUAAAAAGAAAAUGGAUAAAGAAAGAGUAAGAUAUAGGACCAAAAAAAGACUAUUUUAGAUGGCAGGCAUGAAUGUAUAUUUAUAAACACGUAAGAUUUCUAUGAACUUUUUUUGCAAUUAAUGUUUGUGGACUGUCAUUUCAUAAAGAAUAGCUCUUUAAGGUAAGGCAAGAAUAUUUUAAAGGAACGUAUUCAUUUCCCAAAAAGGUGAGGGUUUGCCAUGUAGUUCAGCAGUUCAUUCCAAAUUCCUAUAAGAAAGCCCUUCUGCCAUAUGCAAAAUAGCCACAUAUAUAUAUAAUGUAUGAGAGCAUCUCCUCUACCUUGAAAGUUUCUCUAACAACAAGAUACUUUUGCCAGAGGAGCACCAGAUUAUAAGAAUUCCAUGGUCUUAAGCAUGUUGAUAGAAACAGUUGAAAUCUUUGUAGAUAAGCUUAAAAGCAGUUCCCAUAAUUAAAUGUGUACUAGGCAACUAAGACCCAAUCACUAUUGUGCUAUUUAUACAUAGACCAAAUGUUGACCUUAUUACCACAUUAACUUACUAGCUAAAUCUUUGCUCUCCAGUAAUACAGGUUCCAAUUGCUAGGUAUAUUUAUUUACUUGCAGUUUGAGUUCAGCUGAUAGUCUCAAGUGUUGUGCAUAAGAUUUCUAACCAGUAAGAAUAAUACAGUAUUUAAGAAUUUGCAUCAAGAUUGUUGCAUUUAUCUGGUGCCUGUUUUCUUUUACCUUACAAGAAACAUUUUAACAUAAUAUGCCUCAGCAUGUUUAUUUAUAGAUCAAUCAUCUCAGAAAGUGUCCCCCCCCCCCCGAUCUAGCAAGAAUAAUUUAAGAGAACAUACUCUUUUUUAAAAAGAGUGAUAAUGAUUGCCAUGUGGUUCAGCACAUCACCCCAAAAGCUGGUAGCAAAGACCUCUCCACCUUGAUGGACAGGCAGUCCUCAGUUUUGGCACCUGUACUAGAGGUUUAGACUGAAUAUCCAAGGUCUCAUCCUUCCCUCCUUCCCUCAGAUUUUCCUAGCUUGAUCCAUUGGUUCCAUGCACACCACACAGAGUUCAUCUUCACAGAUGCAAAAGUUUGGGUUUAAUAUUUCAAUUGUAAGAGUCUGAUAGGCCAUUCUCAUUUUAAUGUAGACUCAGCUGAACUGCUACUGCAUGAUAGUGAACUAGUAUCCUAGACAUACAGAUAUAGGUGCGUCUGGAACGUGUUCGGCAGUCUUAAAGUUAACCUGGUAAGAGAAAUGGAUCUUGCUUUCUCCAGGUGACAGUGAAAUUUUUAUUGCUAAAAUAUACUGUGCCAGUAUUAUAACUGACCUUCUCCAACACUAUCGAAGUCUUAGAUUUAAUAAUUUUAACCUUUCUAAAAGUGACAACAUUCAGGGAAAUUUAUGCUUUGGUGUUACUGUUGAAUGUUCACAUUUUAAAUUACAAGGCAGGUGAAUACCUGUGGCUUAUCUGUUGAUGUUUAAAGUUAGGAAACUGAUGAAUCAAUCUUAGAAAUGGGCCUAUCAUUUUCACAGUAUUCUCUCGAGAGUCUUGAGGGUUUAAGUCAGGCUUAAAAAUUUCUGCUUUUAAAUCAAGUACUGUGUUCAGCUUCAAAUUUCCCUUUAGCCAUUGUGGAAAGCAAAAUUUUAAACUGUCUUAUCUCCUGUUAGAAUUUUUUAAAGCACCCACAAGGUUAGACCAUCUUUCUUGUGAGAAAGAGUAGCACAAUGAAAAAAAAAUUAGUAUUUUAAAUUAGACUGUUUGGGUGAAUUAUGUUUCAUAUUUACUAGUUUUUCCUCCUGCUCAUUUUGAGUUGCCUUAAAUUCUGUGGUAUAUCUUAAAAUAGGUACUCAUUAAAAUGGUUCAUAGUUGAAUGUCUAAGCUAGCAGUGUAUCUUUUAGAAGUUUUAGUCACAGAUUGAUGGUACACCUUGUAUUUAGCGGAUUUGUUUGCAUGUUGAUAAAAUUUCUCUUUUUUCUUAAAUCCAAUAAUUGAUCCUAUAAAAUAGUUAUAAUGCAGCAUCAUGAAAAAGCUGGUUUGUGUUUCAACUGGUGUUAAGUGUUCCCAACAAAAUCUUACGUCAUGUAGUAUUUAUUUUUUAAUUGAACUUCAGUGAUACUUGGUAGAUAUUUCAAGCCUUUUUGUUUUUUUACACAAUGGUGCUCUAUUCUAUUUGUUUUGAAAGCAUCUGAACACUUGGAUUCACGUAUUCUUAUCCAAAGGCAUCCACACAGAAGUGGGUUUUUAAAGCUGAUUAAAAUGUUUUUCUUCACCUACAGUGGUUUCUACAAACUUCUAGCCAAUUGACUUUGAAUGUCAGUAACAUGACUAUGGGCAAGGUGAACGUAGUAGAUUAAAGCUCUUACAAAAAGCUUUAAACCAAACUAUGGACUUGUACCAUGACUUAAUAGUAUUCUUGGAUCUUUCUUGCACAAUGAUUCAUUAUUUGUACAGUAGCUCUGUGAAAUGUUGCUGUGAACUGAUACUGUAAUCAAUAAAGUGCUUUUAACCAGA
Molecule: messenger RNA, 5253 nt
Organism: Neogale vison (American mink)
Lineage: Eukaryota; Metazoa; Chordata; Mammalia; Carnivora; Mustelidae
Gene: GNB4
Product: G protein subunit beta 4
Exons: 10
Coding region: 172-1194 (340 amino acids)
Biological process (GO): G protein-coupled receptor signaling pathway
Cellular component (GO): heterotrimeric G-protein complex; cytoplasm
Molecular function (GO): signaling receptor complex adaptor activity; protein binding
Source: RefSeq, a predicted model, not a curated record